GACGAUAUUUUAGAUUGGUUAUUUUAUUAUAUUAAAGGACCAGAAAAUGCAAGAAAAAGGACAGAAAUCAGUUGAUACUAUGACGCUUAAUCAGAAAGUAUCACUUUUUUUAUGGUGGAGGCAAUUUAAAGAAAAACAAGGGUGGAAAAAGCUUACUACGGAAAAAACAAAAGGAAUCUUUGGAGUUCCUUUGCAAAUAUCACUUCGAUAUGCAAAUGUAGCAAUUUCUUUUAUAGAUAACAACGAAAAUUCAAUGAUAUACGGGCAUAUACCUAUUGUUGUGGCUAAAUGCGGGGCAUUUUUGAAGGAAAAUGCGAAAGAUGUUGAAGGGAUAUUUCGUCUUAAUGGAUCAGCAAAACGGUGCAAAGAAUUACAAACAAUAUUUGAUACACCGCCUAAAUAUGGAAGAAAUUUGGAAUGGGAUGGAUUUACAGUUCAUGACGCGGCAAGUAUUUUAAGGCGAUAUCUUAACUAUCUUCCGGAACCUAUUAUACCUCUUAAAUUUUACGAACCAUUUCGAAAACCUCUGAAAAAUGAAUCUUAUGAUAAAGAAAAAUAUAUUUCGAUAUAUAAGAGGCUUAUUACGUUACUUCCGCCUAUAAAUAGACAAUUAUUGUUAUAUAUAUUGGAUUUAUUAGCAGUUUUUGCAUCGAAGUCCGAAGAAAAUUUGAUGACAGUGUCUAAUCUUUCAUCUAUUUUUCAACCUGGUAUUCUUUCGCAUCCCGAACAUGAUAUGUCGCCUAAAGAUUAUUUUCUUUCGCAAAAAGUUCUGAUAUUUCUUGUGGAUAAUCAAGAUCAUUUUCUGAUGAAUACGGCUGGGACAGAUCCUGGAUUAGUAGCAUCAUUAGCACGUUGUAGAGAUAGCGAUAUUUUAGAUGCAGCAUCUACCAUAAAUUCUCUUAAAUUUGUAUCCAGAAAGAAACACAAUGUUUUAAAAAAAAUACCACAUAUCAGUUCAAAGAAUUUACGUUUUCAUAUGAGUAAGCGUUCAAAAUCAAUGAAUUUUAAUUUGAAGAAAUCUUUUCAAUUCUUAUUACGCAGUAACACAUUACCAAAUAAAUCUCAGUGCAUAAAGAUUGAUUCUCAUGUUAUAAGAGACUUAGUUUCUCCUAAAAAUGUUAAAACGUCAAAGAGUUCUAAAUUUUCAUCAUAUAAAUUAUCUGUUGAUGAUAAAACCUUUUACAAUAAGAUAAAAAGGAGGAAUUCAUAUUCUAGCCCGGGAACAUCUACAGAAGAUAUUCAUAUGUAUUCAAUUCCAAGGAAUUCAAAAAAUACAAAGUCGCUUAUAUAUACUUUUUCAUCAUCUCUAGUUGACGCAUUUCGACCAUCGAAACUUCAAAACAAGUCUUUAUACAAAACAAUGCCAAUUAAUUUAUCAUCAUCAUCAUUGAAAACUAUUGGAACAUGUUCUAAUACAUCUCCAUUAAAGCUAGAAGUGCAUCGAUCUUCUCAAUCUAUACAUUCGACUCAUUCUCGAACCGUUUCAAUUCCUAGUUCUUUAGCAUCAGAAGAUAAACUUUCUAGAGAUAGUUCUAUUUUUACAAAAAAAGUAACAAGAAAAGAUUCAUCUGGAGAUGCUCGAUAUAUUUAGCAGAUUUCAGUUUAAAUGAAAAAAAUACGGAAAUAUUAUUAAAACA
Molecule: messenger RNA, 1637 nt
Organism: Pneumocystis carinii B80
Lineage: Eukaryota; Fungi; Ascomycota; Pneumocystomycetes; Pneumocystales; Pneumocystaceae
Exons: 4
Coding region: 47-1591 (514 amino acids)
Biological process (GO): regulation of fungal-type cell wall organization; activation of GTPase activity; signal transduction
Cellular component (GO): cell cortex
Molecular function (GO): GTPase activator activity
Source: RefSeq, a predicted model, not a curated record